Molecule: messenger RNA, 1550 nt
Organism: Histoplasma capsulatum G186AR
Lineage: Eukaryota; Fungi; Ascomycota; Eurotiomycetes; Onygenales; Ajellomycetaceae
Product: vacuolar ATP synthase subunit H
Exons: 3
Coding region: 114-1550 (478 amino acids)
Biological process (GO): proton transmembrane transport
Cellular component (GO): fungal-type vacuole membrane; vacuolar proton-transporting V-type ATPase, V1 domain
Molecular function (GO): proton-transporting ATPase activity, rotational mechanism
Source: RefSeq, a predicted model, not a curated record
CUUGCUUGUCCCUGCAAAACAGUCUGCCGCGGAACAUCAUACCGUUGACGUCUCCCAGGCUGCAGUGUUCCAGCUACGAGACGUCGCCCCCUAUUUUCUCAUCGCCAGUGACGAUGUCGUUGGAUCCGCCUACCUAUCUUAGUUCUCUGCAGAACAACAUCCGUGCCCGGCCUAUACCCUGGGAGGGCGCUGUUCGAGCGGGAAAUAUCACCGAGGACCAGCUCAAGCGCAUUAAGGUUGUCGACAAGGUGCGCAAGGAAGUGCGGCAGAAAACUGUGGGGAAUGAUUUGAAAACCUAUGCAACGCUGCUUGUCGGCGGAAGCGGCGGAAAGAGUAUAUUGGAGUCCGCAUCACGGCGGACGGAUAUAGUCCAGUACAUCUUGGUUCUUGCGGCGGACCUGAUCAAUGAUGCCCCCGCUCUCGCCUCGCUUCUGAUUCAGGAGCCAGAGCGUUACCGACACUACCUUCCUCUCCUCCAACAUUCCUCGAACCCAGAGGACCCGAUACCUCUCCUCGCCUCAGCUUUCUUGACUAGCCUUGUUUCGACAUCGCUGGUAUCGAAUAAAAAGCCCACAGUGCCCGAUUCAGAGGCCCUUCCUCGACUCUAUUCGUACCUCUCGACUUUGACCGUGAGCCAAGAUACGGGCUUACAAGACAUUGGUGUCCAGCAGUAUUCUGCAUUGUUGAGAACCAAACGAUCCAGAGAAAUAUUUUGGAGCCAGAGGGCUACGACAAUCGAUCCGUUAAUGGAUAUUCUCCGCGCUGCUGCGGGUUUAAAGGACAACAAUGACUCAAGCACCAUAGUCGGAUCAUCAACUAUUCGCAGCCUUGAAUCAGGUAUCGGUGGAGGAGUAGGCUUACAACUUCUAUAUCACGUCCUCCUUGUGAUUUGGCAGUUAAGCUUCGAAGGAAGCUUGAUUGGCCAGGAACUCGAAUCAGAACAAGAAAUUAUUGCUCUAUGCACCCACCUACUCCGUCUUUCACCCAAGGAAAAAACCACGCGCCUCCUCCUGUCAACACUCUACAAUCUCCUCUCCACCAACCGUGCCAGCCUUCUCCCAGUGGCCGUAUUCCUUCGUCUUCCAGCCCUCCUCAGCAAUCUCAGUGGCCGCCAUCUCUCCGAUCCAGAUUUACUGGACGACCUCAACGCUCUCUCAGACAUGCUGGAAGACUACACCAAAACACAAACCACGUUCGACCAAUACACGGCGGAGGUGCAGACAGGCCAUCUGCGCUGGUCCCCGCCCCACCGCAAUGUGACCUUCUGGCGAGACAAUGCCCGCCGCAUCCUCGACGAAGACCGCGGCCAGAUCCCCAAGAAGUUGGCGGAGAUCAUGUCAAAGGAUUGGGAGACGGACAAGCAGGUUCUGGCGAUUGCGUGUAAUGAUAUCGGGUGUCUGGUAAAGGAGGUGCCGGAGAGACGGCAGCAGUUGGAAAAGCUGGGGCUUAAGGCGAGAGUGAUGGAGUUGAUGGCUGAUCCGGAUGAGACGGUUCGGUGGGAGAGUUUGAGGGCGGUGGGGGAGUGGCUGAGGUAUACAUUUGAAAAAUAG